AUCACUCAGCUUAGUCACAGGGUGUAUGUAUAACCCUGACAGCAGCAGCUUAUGUGAAGUUUAGUGUCAUAUACACAACAACGGAGUAACUGAGGGGUGUUUUAUUUGUUCAGUAAUGCCUGAAGAAGUGACUUACGCUACUCUCAAAUUUCCAAAUCCUUCUAAGACAAAGACACUCCAGGAGAGCUACAGUCAAAAGAAAACAGAUAAUCAAGAAGCUCAAGAGUUGGAGCUGCAUGGAGAAGCUGAGACUGGAACGGAGAGAAUCGAGGGCACAGUUAAGGUGUCCAAGAGCAGAGGACAGAGAGCUUCAUCACGUGUAUGGUACCAAAUUGCUUGUAUUUUACUAGUGCUGCACCUGGUAAUGCUGGCUGGACUGGGAACCCUGGGGUUAAUGUAUUACAAGGAAUUCAUCGGAUGCACUAAUCACAUGACAUCUGAACUACCAGAAAGUCAAAUGGAACAAUUGAGGAGAAAUCUGACUUUUUAUGUGGAGAUGUUUAACAAUGUCUCAAGUGAGCAUAGCAUUUUCAAAAAUAAGUCAGAAAACGAAAUAAGAGAGUUGAAAGAUUUAGCCUCCAAAAACUGCGAAGACUUAAAGCAGGAGGGGAAAGACCACACAUGCUCAGAGUUAUGGAUAUCACAUGGAGAUAAAUGUUAUUACUUUUCUACUACAGCAAACAAUUUUUCUGAGAUGAAUAACAGUGAUUGCAGAAUGAAUCAUUCCUAUUUAAUGCAUAUUAACAGUGAGAUUAAUACAAAUAGAACCCAGCUGUUCAUUUGUUGUCUUCCAUCAUCUGAUUCCUUGGUGGAUCUGAACUGUACUCUCAACAAGAAAAAUUAGAUAGCAGAGAAUGGUUCCAAGUUCUCUAUUAACUGGUCUGGCACCUCCGUAACUAUUUCAAGUGUUGAAACAUUGAAAUAUGCAGAAUUAGAUGGAAAGAAAAUGAUUGGAAAAUCUAACAAGUAUAGCAGUUAGGAUAUUUGUGAACAGAAAGUAACUGUAAUAACUUGUCAGUCCCAGAAAAAUUCAAGUGCUCCACUGCUAUGUUAUGGGACCAUAAAAAGGACCAUGCAAAGAAUCUUCACAAAGGGGGGGAAAAAAAAAGACUGCUUUGUGACCUUUAAAACUUUUAUCAAAACAUUAAAAACUCUCUUACUAUUGAUUAUAAAUGCAUAGGAAAUGAAAAAAAUAGUAUAACUAAGGUUAGUCAGUACAUUGCAAUUUAAAACCUUAACAAUAUUGAGAAUUAAAGUUUUAAUUUCCUCUAUCAAGAGCAGCAUGAACAGUGCUUGUCUUCUUGUCGUAUAAAUUACUGUAUGGCGCAAGCAUCUUUUCUUUGCCUUGGCAAAGGUUGUAAGCUUGGAUCACCUUGCAACAUUUGUGCUUUCAAUGAUGUGAAAUAGCUCUAAGAAUUUCUUUAAUGUGAAGUUGUUUGCAGGCAUCACUUCCUUUGGGAUAUCAACUUCUUCAUCAUAAGCACUUUCUUCCUUUAUGUCGACACAUUCCCUUCACUGAGUUCCUCUGGCUGCACACCUAGAGUCUCUGAAAUGGCAGCAGUGCCAACAUUCCCACAGCAAGCUAUUUCUUCUUUAACUCCAUUGAGAUUCCAUUUGAAUCUUGAAAUAACUUCUUGGUCUGUUGGCUGGGUUGAUGAAGUUGUGUUUGGUGGUAAUGGGUAAACUUCAUUAUUCAAUCAAGACUCAAAGAGAGUCAGAGGACCUGGAGUAUUAUUCAACAGUAGUAGUGCUCUAAAAAUUAUUUUACCCACAGUAAAGAGGGGAAGAAGAGGGAAAACAACUGUAUGCUUCACUGUCUAAAUGUGCAUUGAAUAAGAAAUUCUCAGUGAUGAAUCGUGAACAGACAUUGAAAGAAACGACAAGACUGAUCGCUGAUCAUUAUGAAAACCUGUAACUUACAUAGUAGCAAAGUUUGUACUUUAUGAAAUUAUUCAUAGCUAUUAAUGUACCAUGGUAAAUAAAAACUGGUUUGUGUUUUCUGGA
Molecule: messenger RNA, 2004 nt
Organism: Loxodonta africana (African savanna elephant)
Lineage: Eukaryota; Metazoa; Chordata; Mammalia; Proboscidea; Elephantidae
Product: C-type lectin domain family 12 member B-like
Exons: 7
Coding region: 116-844 (242 amino acids)
Biological process (GO): natural killer cell inhibitory signaling pathway; negative regulation of signaling receptor activity
Cellular component (GO): external side of plasma membrane
Molecular function (GO): signaling receptor regulator activity; protein phosphatase binding
Source: RefSeq, a predicted model, not a curated record